Psammomys obesus (fat sand rat) is the source of this 3265-nucleotide messenger RNA. It is a transcript of the gene Ankle1, whose product is annotated as ankyrin repeat and LEM domain containing 1. The record is from RefSeq and is a predicted model, not a curated record. Lineage: Eukaryota; Metazoa; Chordata; Mammalia; Rodentia; Muridae. The transcript has 9 exons. The coding region runs from base 1 to 1584 and encodes 527 amino acids. Gene Ontology annotation, molecular function: endonuclease activity; protein binding.
AUGGCGGAUGCUCCCCGUUUGUCCUUGCAGCUGCUGGAGGCACUUCGCGAGGAGGAGCCACGGGCCGUGGAGGAGCUGCUGCACCUCGGGGCGGACCCCAACCUGGUGCUGGACGGCGGCGUGGCGGCGGUGCACCUGGCGGCCAGAGCAGGCCACCCGCGCGCCCUGCAUUGCCUCCGGAUGCUGCUGCGCCGGGGCGCCGACCCCAAUGCUCGGUCUUCCGAGGCACUGACGCCCAUGCACGUCGCCGCCGCAUGGGGCUGUCGAGAAGCCUUGGAGCUGCUGCUGAGUAGGGGGGGCGACCCCACUCUUCGAGACCAGGAUGGGCUACGACCCCUGGACUGGGCACUGCAGCAGGGACACCACAACUGUGCACACUUGCUGCGGGAGCUGGACACGUCCACCCGAACGCGGAAGGAGACCCCGGGUCCCACAGUGUCUCCUGGAGUCUCUCGGCAGCCAUGUGUGUCCUGGGACUCGGAGCUUCGCAUGUGCAGAGCUGAACCAUUGGUGGCUGCAGUGGACAAGGCUGCAGAGCUCCAGAGCCCUGAGGCUGCCAGGAGCCUGGACUACAGUAGUGAUGCCUCCUUCAUCACCGCGGUGGAGGACCCUCCACAGCCCUGGUGCCCUGCAGGGAUGCGAGGGCUGGUGGCCGACCCAGGGCUGUUCUGUGGGGCUGUAGAGACUGGGGAGGAGGCACCUAGCUGCCAGCUUCAGGCCCUGAAGGUGACCACAGAGGCCACUGACGUCCCUUCCCUACCAGGUGACAGGGACCUACGGGCCUCAUACCCCCACAGCCUGGUGUCCCCCAUGUCUGACCUGCAGCUGCUCCAGGCCCUUCGAGCACUGGGCCAAAGCCCUGGCCCUGUCACACCUUUCACCAGAGGACAUUACCUGCGGAGGCUACAGGAAGCCCAGGCUAGCCCUGCUGUUGCAGGGCACAGCCCAGAACUGUCCAAGGCACUGAAGACAGGCCACAUCCCAGACUGCCAGGCAGAUGAGGCCGCCUUGUCUCAGCACUUUGAGCGGCCAGCUCCCUCAAGAAGGUGGCAGGGAGGCAUUACAAAGUCCAGUUUUACAUAUCUUCUUCUGGACCCCAGGCUGACACAAGGCCUGCCUGCCCGAGCCUCCUCUCUCACACUGGUCGAGAGUCUGCAGUGUUUUGUGCGAGCCAUCUUCUAUGUGGGCAAGGGGACCCGUGCUCGGCCAGAUACCCACCUCUGGGAAGCCCUGGCCUACCGGGAUCAACCAGGGAAACAGGCCUGCCCCAAGGUUCGUAGGAUCUUAGACAUCUGGGACAGUGGGCGCGGUGUCAUCUCCCUGCAUUGCUUCCAGCAUGUGGUGGCUGUGGAGGCCUUCACACGGGAGGCUUGUCUGCUGGAUGCGCUCGGGAUUCAGACACUGACCAACCAGAAACAAGGCCACUACUACGGAGUUGUUGCCUAUUGGUCACCCCCACGGCGUCGACGUCUGGGAGUACACCUGCUGCAGCGUGCUCUGCUAAUCUUCCUGGCUGAGGGAGAGCGAGAGCUGCGGCCUCAGGACAUCCAGGACCGAGGCAGAGGAUGUGACCAUGAAGCCUGAGCCAUCAGGGUGUCUCAGCAUCCCGGGGCAGGUCCCUGUGUGUGUCCCCAGCUCUAGCUUCAGGGGACAUAAUUUGUGUGUGUGUAUGUGUGUGUGUACACGCACAUGUUUCCUUAGAAUGCAUGGUGCUUCUGGAUGGGCAGUGAGCUCCCAGUCAGGGGAGGACCAAGGCGAGGAGCAGAAGGUACUCUAGAACAUGCUACUUUGUCUCUGUGUUUCUUUUAUUUGUUUUAUGUAUAUGAAUGUUGUAUGCCUGCACACCAGAAGAGGGCACCAGAUCUCAGUAUUGAUAGUUGUGAGCCACUGUGUGGUUGCUGGGAAUUGAACACAGGACCUGUGGAAGAACAGCCAGUGCUGUUAACUGCUGAGCCAUCUCUCCAACCCUCCAUGUCUCAUUUUCUGAUCUAAGAGCUUGAGUGAGAGAUCAGGCUAGGUAGGCCUGGUAGUGGUGGUCCAGCCACUACCAUUACCAUCCCCCUCACCCCCACCCUGCUUUUGGAAGGCAGAGGAAGGGGAUUUCCUAGUUGGAAAUCAGCUGGGGAAUCUCAGAAUGGGGAUUGUAUUUGGUUAAAGGCUGUUGUGUGUUUGAUGGUGACAGUUGUUCCCUGUGGGUGUGUCCACAGUAUUGUUGAGGUCCCCACUGUGCUGUGGGAGAACAUCUCAGAUAAAGCAGAGCUGAAGGACUGACUGGGGACUGCGCAUGUGUUUCUCUUUGCUGUCCCAGGCCUGCCCCACUCCUUUAUGGCCCUGCACUGUCUCUAGCCCCUUGCCCUCUAAGCAUGCAACCUUAGCCAGCAUGAAGAUGUGGUCUGGAUGUGCCCCACCCACCUAUUCCUCACCCUUCUCCAUCACCAUGUGACUGCCUUUCUCCUCCAUAAGCUUCAGGAAGGUGCAGAGCAGGACCUGGCAGUCCUUCCUGCUGUCCACCCUUCAGCCCCUCACAGGAGGACGCCUGGGAUGGCCUGUCACUCCGCAGGAGACUCACCUGGUAUUCCUUCUCUCAGUCAACACCCUUUAAGCGCCUACAGUAUACCCGGAUAUAGGAUCUUUCAACCUUGGCUCUGCUGACAGUUAUGGUUGGGUUGUAGCUGUGGGGGCAUCAUCUUUGUUGUAGGGUGCUGGACAGUCUUCUUUGGUCCCAAUCCUCUGCAGAUGCCAGGGAAGCUCUGCCCUCCUCCCCCAGAAGGCUGCCCACCUGUUUUGGGCCACAUCCACCUGGAAGCUCCACUGAAGAAAACAGUCUCUUUCCAUAGUGCUCAGUGACCAUCCUGUUCCGGCACUGGCCACUCCCCGGAAGCCUGUUCACCUGUAGCCAGUGCUCAUUCAUAAACCAUACCCAAUUAAAACUGAGCCACAUCAAGGCUGUUGCCUAGAAGCCUCACUCACCCAGAGACCCUGUUCUCAUCAUUUUUGGCUGCUGCUUCAACAGGAGUGGCUUCAAACCAGCAAUCCUCCAGCCUCAAGGGCGAGCUGAGGGCUAAUUGUAGGCCGGGUACCCAGUUUUCAAGACAGGGUUUCUCUGUAGUUCUGAUUGAUGGGUGGUUUGCUGUGCUUAGACAGGGGAUGGCCCUCUCGUGGUCAUCAUGUCUUUUGUAAAUGUUUUGGUAGGUGUUGGUGGUGGAGGCCUGUGGUCCUGAUAGGAGGGUCAGGAGCUCAAGGCCCAGUUCAGCCAUAGAUUAUG